Messenger RNA from Penicillium digitatum Pd1, 228 nucleotides. The record is from RefSeq and is a predicted model, not a curated record. Lineage: Eukaryota; Fungi; Ascomycota; Eurotiomycetes; Eurotiales; Aspergillaceae.
AUGGCACCGAUCAAAAUCAUCCACCGUACCAAGUCCGCAUCCCUAUCUCUCCAUUCCAUUGUGGAACGAUCAGGCAAAAAGGGCAACUGGGCGAACCGGAACCGCGGAGUGGUGCUCAUCUUCUGCAUCGUCUUCCUCGUUGUGGUUGGAAUCAUGGCCCUUUUUGCGUACCGACGAAUGUUGCAGCGAAAGGCCGAGAAGGAGUCUUAUGAGACGACAAAUGAUUAG